AUUUCCAAAUUUAUAUAUCCUAACGAUGCCGUAUUAAGUAAUUUUUUACCCACCCGUGUUUACGAGAAACAUUCGCAGCAGUAAUUUUUCUUUUGAUGUAUAACGCCGCACUGAUUAAGAGCGAAGCAGCUGGAUUAGUCCUCGUUCGUCAAGAGCAAACCUUCCAGAGCUUACGAGUUCUUGCUUGUUCAUGGAGCAAUUGCAGGCUUCUCUUCAAGCUCGUGGCUUAAGAGUUUCCAACCUCCCCGAUAAAGGCCGUUCUCUCGUCACCACGAAGGAUUUCUAUCCAGUAAAGUGCAGGAAAAAUUGGAAAUUUAAAAUGCAGCUUUUAUUUGCAGGAGAAGUAAUUAUAAGCCAAGAGCCAUACGUUUGCGUGCCAAACAACUCCUUAACUGAAUCAAGUUGCGAUGGAUGUUUCAGCAAAAGCAAUCUCAAGAAGUGCUCGGCUUGUCAGGUUGUUUGGUACUGUGGGAGCACUUGCCAGAAGCUGGAGUGGAAGUUGCAUCGACUGGAAUGCCAGGCACUUGCUAAGCUUGACAAGGAAAGGAGGAAGUCUGUUACGCCUACCAUCCGAAUGAUGGUGAAAAUUUACCUUAGGAGAAAAUUGCAUAGUGAAGGGGUCAUCCCGGUUACUGCUAUAGACAAUUACAAUUUGGUGGAGCAAUUGGUUUCUCACAUGUCAGGUAUCGAUGAGGAGCAGCUAGUGUUAUACGCACAGAUGGCCAACCUUGUUAACUUGAUUCUUGGGUGCCCUGACAUCGACAUAAAAGAGAUUGUUGAAAACUUUUCCAAGAUUGCAUGUAAUGCACAUACCAUUUGUGACAGUGAAUUGAGACCCCUGGGGACUGGAUUGUAUCCUGUUAUUUCCAUUAUCAACCACAGCUGCUUGCCAAAUUCUGUCUUGGUAUUUGAGGGAAGGUUGGCUGUUGUACGUGCUGUUCAACAUAUACCCAAAGAUGCUGAGAUAUUGAUCAGUUAUAUAGAGACUGCUGCAAGUACCAUUACUCGGCAAAAGACUCUCAAAGAACAAUACCUUUUCACUUGUACAUGUCCCUGCUGUAUCAAAGCGGGUCAACAUGAUGAUAUCCAAGAAAGUGCAAUUCUGGAGGGUUAUCGUUGCAGGGACAACAGAUGCAGUGGCUUCUUGCUUAGAGAAUCUGAUGACAAAGGAUUUGUUUGCCAACAGUGUGGCCUCACUAGAAACAAGGAAGAGAUAAGAAAGAUAUCAAGUGAUAUCAAAGCAUUGUUGGACAAGGCUCCUAAGUCUACUUCCUCUGGCAAUCCUCAGGAUGCCAUGAUUUUGUAUAAAAAUAUUGAAAAACUCCAGAAGGAAGUGUGCCAUCCCUUUUCAAUCAGUUUGAUGCGAACUCGGGAAAAACUUCAUGAGAUAUUAGUGCAGCUGGAGGAGUGGAAAGAAGCUUUGACAUUUUGCAAAUUGACCAUUCCAGUGUAUGAAAGGGUCUAUCCAGGAUUUCAUCCUUUACUAGGAUUACAAUACUACAGUUGUGGAAAGCUUGAGUGGUUGCUCGGAGAGACAGAUGAUGCUAUCAAAUCAUUGACGAAGGCGGUUGACAUACUGAGAAUCACUCAUGGGACAAACACUCCAUUUAUGAAAGAACUCUUGAUGAAGUUGGAGGAAGCUCGUGCUGAAGCUUCUUACAAGCUUUCAUGUAAGGAGUAGUAAACUACUUCACUACCGUCAUUAGCAUUGUCAUCAUGUGAAGCAUAAACGUUGCAUGUGGGAGUGAUUCGGUUGUUCCGUCAGUUCAAUAGUCGGAAGCCAUGAGUUUGGUUUUCCCCGAGCAUGUUCGAGAGGAUUAAGUUUACAAGAUGAAAAAAAAAAUUAUCUUAUUUCAUAUAUCUGAAAACCUAUUGAAAAAAGGGGGAAAAUUAUUUCAUAUGAUGAUGAAAUUUUUUGUAAGAUUCAGUUGUAUUAGUGCUGUUUUAUGCAUAUAAUCAAAUGAUUAAAGUUUGUGAUAUAUAGUAACUCUCUUUUGUU
Theobroma umbraticum is the source of this 1999-nucleotide messenger RNA. Lineage: Eukaryota; Viridiplantae; Streptophyta; Magnoliopsida; Malvales; Malvaceae. The record is from RefSeq and is a predicted model, not a curated record.